GGAAAAUUGGUGAAACUGGGUAAAAACGGCAAGCUCCGAUAUGGCGCGUCACUCGCGUUUGGUCCGAUUCUGAAUCGACUUUUACUCAUCGUUCGUGCCCACCACGCCCAGUGUCCGACCUCCUCUUCUCGUUGCCGUCCACAGCGACGAGCGUCCUUUUACCUUUGUUUUCACUGCGUAACGCAGUGGACGCGCGUUUAUGGCUACCCCUUCGUCUUCCGCCACGUCGCCAUCACCUCCCAUGACUUAUAUCCCUCACGCAUCUGCCGGAUCCCAGUCGACCGGGUCGCUGCCUACAGAGGCCUUCGACAGAGAGCACAAGAAAAAAGCCGUUCAGAAAUUUCUAGCCAGAGCCGAGCUUUCAAACGUUACCCGUGCACUGCGAACACGCUUAUCCUAUGCCUCCUACAAAACUACCAACAACGCCCCCAAUGCCUCUUUACGUGACUUUGAAUCGCAGAGCCAGUCUCCAGGCAAUUCGUCCACCUUCGCCCGCAGCAACACCGCCAGACGCAAGCCACCGAUGGCCAGCAGCUACCACGCCAAUCUAGCUACUCAUGGAAUGGGUGGCGCAAGUACUACUAGCAGUCCUCUUCGAAGGGGUACUUCGGGUCCGAUCACGCUGACAGCCGGGCUCUCGUCGCGCGGCAGUUUUUUGGGUGCCAAUGGUACUCCUACAAAUGCAGGGGAUCCCAGCAGCAGCACGUCGCGACAGUCAGUCGGUGGGCCGACUCUCUUCACAUCUAUCUUGGCACCACCGCCUACGCAGCAGGCGCGCACCAUCCUGAACGCUAACGAUCCACCCGUUGCUCCUCCUAUACGACCUGCUCCGUCCCCUCAGACACAGGGCGGCAGGGUAGCGCGAAGCAUCGCAGAGGGAACGCGUGCACAUUCUAAAAGUCAUCGCCCUGACGGAGCUGGAUCGAGCAAAGGCAAGCACCGAGCUAGGACAUCGGGAGGCGAUGCGGAUCGUGGUGACCUUGACGCAGACGGCGAUGUUGAUAUGAAGGCUGCUCAGACUCUGACUUCUCUGCUUCUGCACCACCGACCGUCAAUAUCUGGCAGUGUGUCUUCACCACGCUCGAGUUUCGACGGAUCAGACGCCGGGUCCACUCCAUCAUAUUCACAGUAUACUCAGAGUUCUGCUCGGGGCUUUCCCAAUACGGGUCCACCUCCAUCCUCCAGUCUCGCUUCGACGUCUACCAUUUCUGUUGGUUCCUAUCGCGAUAAGACACCUCCCAUGUCGAGUGCGCCCCCGGCUCAGCAAACAGCGCCACGACCAGCACCUACUGACAAUGAAGCUGCGGAUCUAAUGUUGUUCCUAGCAACAUCCCCGUCGCCUGCGCGUCCGUCCAAUAAGGACGCCAAGGACAUGGCCGCGUAUCGUACAUUAGGAGGCGGCGCGGGAGUGUUGCGGGCCAAGGGCCGGGUUUUGUUUCCCACCGCUCCCGGUGAACCAAACAGUCAAGAUGCGGGCAGGGCCAAUCCUCGUGGGUCAGGGUCUGGGCUAUCCCGCGGUGGAGAAAGCAGCUUUACGUCUAGCAUCUCCAGCAUUGGAAGCGAUUUGGGUGGGCGACGCGAUUCCAUUCCAAGCAUCGAUAGAUCAACGAAUCGUUCGUCUACACCUUCUCAGCUCCUUCCACCUCCGUCUUUUCCCCCGCAAACGUCCGUUCCGUCGAGUCCAUCAGGCCGCCGGAAGUCAGUUGAUGGUAGCCCAAGACCAGGAUCAGCCCAUGAUUUCAACUUCCAUGAUUUUAUUAAUGCGUCUCCUUCACCAUCCCGAGGCUACCCCCAACACAACAGAUUAACCGGCUUGCGUGCUGACGUUGGAAGAAAGUUGUUUGAGGGAGAACAAAUGCGUCUGGGAAUGCAAAGUGGUCAUAUGAAGAGACCGGACGACCGAGGCCUGGGUGCAGGAAUCGAUUUGUUGAAGAGUUAAUGCAAAGUGCAUCUGCUUUUCUCUCUCAUAUUUAUUUUCUAGCCACAUUUGAUGGUGUAUAGACUCUCGUGUGUGCCAUCCUGGCCAUACGCUCGACCGCGUCUCUCGUUUCCAACCGGCCCUCAUGUGUCCCUUUCGCUUCAUCGUUCCUCCUUCUGCCUGCUAUGUUGUAUCAAUCAAGCGGACUACACUAACAAGUUGUAUCAUCAGCACAAACAACAUC
Desarmillaria tabescens is the source of this 2162-nucleotide messenger RNA. RefSeq lists its product as uncharacterized. The record is from RefSeq and is a predicted model, not a curated record. The transcript has 2 exons. Bases 200 to 1939 code for a protein of 579 amino acids. NCBI's taxonomy places the organism in Eukaryota, Fungi, Basidiomycota, Agaricomycetes, Agaricales, Physalacriaceae.